UUGAAAAAUGCGCGAGUUUUAGGUAAGUGAAAGUGCCAGAAAUGUUGCGGAAAGUGUUUCUUUUUUCAGGGUCGCCAAGACUCACUUGUUCCAAAAAGUCAAUUAUUUUCUCGUUCGAAUCGAAUAUUCCUUUUCAAGGCAGAAUAUCGGUCAGUUUACCUUUUUUUCUUUCAAAGCAACUCAAAAAAUAUAUUUUAGGUAAUAAAUAAAUUAUUCAUCCCGGAAUGCAAUGAAGAUUACUCCUCAAAUAUUCAAAAGAAUGCAACUUUCCAUUUGGAUAUUUCAAAAUGUGCAGAUCCCAAUUUCUUGAGGGUACGUUCCAGAGAAAUACGGAAAAAAAAACUUUUUGAAUUCAGAAUGGUUCUCGAGUUCUACGAGCACACGUUGAAAUAGGAUUCCAUCCACUUGUGAUAACUAACUCGGAUAGAAUAUUUUUGCUAGAAUGUAUGGAUAAUCAACCAUCACAUGUGGUGAAUAUGGCUUCGGAUUCUGCGUGAGUUUUAGUGGAAGUUGGAUCUUGGGUUUCGAAUUACUUUUGUAUUAUUAUUGGGUUUGGGUUUUGAUUCCUUACAAAAAAUUGAAACUUUACUGACAACUUUUUUUCUAGAAACUGCACACAUUUGGUUCGAAUGGCUUCUAAAUGGGAUAGUAUGACAGAAUUCCAUGUUGGAGAUUCAAUCGUUCACGAAUGGAGUUGUAAACUCCCACAUAAAGGUUGUUCAUUCCUAUUCUAUUCUACCUUUCUCACCCAAUUGUUUUCCAGAACUUGGAAAAACCCAAACAUACAUCACAAACUGUAAUGCGUUUUCCCAAAAUGGCCAAAUAAUUCAUUUGAUUGAUGAAAAUGGAUGUAUCAUUGAUUCAGAAUUGAUGGGCGAUGUUGUUUAUAAUAAUUAUAUGCCAAAACUUUAUGCGAGAGCGAAGAUUUUCAAGUUGCUUACUGAUGAAAAGUUAGUUCAACGAUAUAUUUUAUGGAUUUGAAAAAUAGCUACAAAAUUAUUUUUCAGAUAUCGAAUUGAAUGCACGUUUGAAUUCUGUCACAAAGAUUCACCUUGUCAUGAGAGGGCUUUUGUAAGCUAAUAAUGGGGAAAAGGACUCUGAAUAAAUUUAUAUAAUUUCAGCCACCAAAAUGUGCAUUUACAAAAGAAGAAAUUCUGAAAAGAUUUACUUCUGGUGCAGAAGCUGAUCAUUCAAGUGCAAUGAUGCCUGGAAAUCCAAAUAUUGGAUAUGAUAGGAAAGUAAAAAUCAGUACAGCCUGGUUGACAGUCAGAUAUAAUCAGUAUACAACUAUUGAGAAUUUGCACGAAAGUGAGUUUUUUAGGGAAAUUUCUGAAAAAACUUGUUUUUUUUUUGAUAUUGUUGGUAUUUUUUCUUUUUUUUAUUUUUAGAAAACAUUUUUUUCGCAAAAUGUUUGCAACUCAAAUAUUUUUUCAGGAUACCAUCUUCGAACUGUUUUGAAUCCUGGUCUGGUUGAAGAAAACAAAGCGCUCAAUCAUUUCUUGAUGGGAAUUUCAUAUCGAGAACCAAUGAAGUCAUCUUCAGCCUCAGAUAUUCCAGUUUCAGUUCAAAUUUCCGAGGUCACACCAAUUUCCAACAGAUUUGAAACUAAUCGGAUUGAAGCUGCAAGAAUAUUGCAUCCAUCCGCUUUCCAACCUGUAUUAAAUCCACCAGUGGUAAAUUUCAUAUUAUUCCCUACUCAUACAACAUUUUUAUGGUGCAAUUAUUUUGCAGAUACAAGAUUCGAAUGAAGAAUUCAUCGAGUCAAUCACAAUGGGAAGUAAUAAAAUUGAUGAGCGUUUCAAAAAUAAGCCAGCCGUCGCAGUCCCAAUUGCUAAUAAUCGGAUCAGUGACGAGAUUGCUGCCGACAACAAGAAUAACAUCAAUAAAACAAUGUGAGUUAUGAGAAAUUCAUUGCUAAUCUGGGGUCUAAAAGAUCAUUUCAUGUUCAAUUAGUAUAAUCAAAAAAGAGAUGAAACCAAAAAAUGUACAUUUUCAAUUUAUCACGUUUUCCCUAUUUUGCACUAGAUUAUAUUUAUUAAUUCCUGGAAUAGUCAAAAUUCCUGGCGUAUGAUGUAAACACAUUUUGAGCGUACUUUGAUCGAAACGAAAAAAAAUGCUGAUUAUUUGCUUUUUUAUGAUAUUUUUCCAAGAAAUAGUAGUCUAUCAGAAAUUGGUUGUUUUUAUUGAAUGUGAGCAGUUUUGCAAACUUGAUUUUUGGGCAGACAGAUUUGUUCUUUGAUAUUGGGAACAAGUGAAGUUCAGUUCAGAGAAAAAGGAAAUUGAAUUUUUUUAAAAUUUCAUCGAAAAAAGGUAUACUUUUCAAUCUAAAAAAAAAAUAAAAAGCUGAAAGUUAUAAUUUUUGAAUAAAAUAUGAAAUUUUGAAUUUUAAUCCAGGAAAAAACAUUUCUUUCAGUGCCUCUACAACAAUUCCACCAGUCACCUUGACUCAAUUACCACCAGCAACAUCUCAACCAACUGCGACUCCCAUAACAUCAGCAUCAAUAUUAACAAAACCCCCAACCAUAAAAACUGAAUCGCCAAUAGAAAGAACAAAAACAUUGCCGACUACAACCACAUUUGUUCCCACGAUUAUGAGAAAGAUACCAACAUCAACAACGUAAUUUUUGAAAGAGAUCAAAAAACAAAAUAGAAUAUGAUUUCUCACGGUUAAUAGCAUUUUUUAUUACAGGCGAAUUGAUAUUAAUCAGCAACGUGAGAAAUUCAAAAAUGCUAAUGUUGAAAACUCUUUACGUAUAUCAAAUAAUCAGAAGCCAACUGAAAGUUCCUCAACGAAACCAGCUCCAGCUAGACUCCAUUUCUACACUGAUAUCAAAACAAAGUACUUUGAACCUGACCGAAAAUAUGUUUCAAUUUUGUUUUUUUCUUCAGAAAAAUCACACCAACAACACCAUAUUCAUCCCCAGUUUUACCAACGACAACUGAGGUUUGUGUUUUGGGAAAUUUUCAGACACUAAUUCAACAAAAUCCUAUUUCUUUCCUUGGUUUGAUCAGCUUAGAAAAUCAUUUUUGAGCGAUGUUUCAUUUUUAAUGGGUAGAUGACAAUUUUUUUACAUAAGAGAUUCAAAGUAGAUACUAAAAAUAAAUCAGAAUGAUCAAAGUAUUCUUCAAGAUUUGAUGGAAAAUUACCCCUAAUUUUUUUUUUGAAAGGGCACUGUAUAUCAAAUGUCGCGGUAAUUGUUACAAUGAUGACAUAUAUGAGUGAUCAAGAUUAUAAAAUCAAAAAAAUAGUGAGAGAGUCUAAAGACAGUUCAAGAUUCAAAACAUGAACCUCUAAUUGAACGAAAUCUUAUUAAUUAUUAAAGAUCUCGGCUUGAUUAGUGUUUAGUGACUUUUCAUUUUUUUUGGGAACAUGAGUCUAAUUAUAUAUUGUAUAAAAUUUUGUACUUUGAAUGUACAAUUUAAAAUAUAGAGGAACUACAAAUAUAUUACCCAUUAUAGAUUCAAAGUUUAUACUAAAAAUAAAUCAACAAGAUCAAAGUAUCUUCAAGUAUUCGUGGAAAAUUACACCUUAUUUUGUUGGAAAGGGCACUGUUUACCAAAUGCCACGUUAAUUGUUAGUAUGAUGUUACAUAUGAUUUAUCAAUUUUAUGAAAUCAAAAAAGUUGUUACAGUAAGAGAUUAAAAAGUUUUAAAUCAGUUGGAGGUCCAUGAAUAUAGAACGUGUUAUAAAUUCUGCCUGAUAUCAAUCCGAUGUUUCGAAAAAACCAUACAGCUUACAAUUAGAAAACGAAAUAUCUGAAAAAAAAACCCCUACUGCAUUGGAUAUUUGUUCCAAGGCUCUACAAAUCGCGAAGUGCCAAUAUUGUUUUCACAAAUGAUUUGGAACUGAAAAAUUAUCCCAUCUCCUGAUUGUUUGAAAAUCAGGUCCCCAUUUUUUGAGACCUUCUCUAUUUUUUUGAUAUUAAAAAAAACAUUUAGCCAGUUCCAAAAAUAAAUAUAUAUUCUUCUGAUCAAAAUAACACAAUCAUUCUUAGAAUCAGUUCCGCAUAGACUUAUCCCAAGUUCUUUUUUUUACAGAAACCAGGAAGUGAAUUGCCAUUUAAAGUAGCCGGAAAUGCAGAUGUAUUUGCAAGGAAGCCAUGUGGGUGUUUUAUACAAUUCAGGAGAUAUUUUGAUUUUCUGAUUUUGAUCUAUGACGUUGAAAUCAAAGUUUUCCCACAACCUAUUAUUAUUAUUUUUUCCAGACGACAAGUUUGUGAACAACAAUGCUGAUUGGCGAUUAGACGAAAGAGCAAUAAAUGAUAGCGAUGUAAUUCCAGAAAGACAAACAUCAGCAGCAUGUAAUAAUGCAACAAUCAUAUCGGUAUGAUCUUUUCAUCUUUUUGCCUCAAUUAAAAUAUAAAGCGAGCAGCGCGUGCUCUUGCUCAAAUAUCAGCAACAGCAGAGCAGGCAUGAAACAAAUAUGUCCUUUCAAAAAAUAUUGUUCAAUGAGCACGAUCAAACAUUAACAAUCGCCUCGCUCAUAAAGAAUCCCCCGGAUUUGUUGUGGAUGCUCCCUUCUUUUUCCCUUUUUUUUCUGAAAGGCGGUAGUGUAGUGUGUAUUCAUAGAAGGAAUCGAGCAAAGCUCAUUUGAAUGAAGAAAGUAUCUCACGUAUGCUUAGAAGAUCGCAUCAUAAAUGUUGGAUGAAUAUGUUAUUUUGAUGCUUUUGCAAACUGAGAUGAGAUGAGAAAAAUAUGAACAUAGAUCAUAUUUUUUCCAUAUUUAGUAUAACACGAAUUAAAUUAUGCUGUUUAUGGAAAAACAUAAAACAAAUGGAAUAAAUUUUCAGAGUCAACAACAAUGUAAAUGGUCUGGAGUUGAACAUCUUUUAUUAAUUUGGUCAUUUGCAUCAUUAAUUGUGUGGAUGGUUAUGAUCGCCGUGUGCUUUUAUCGUCACUCGAAUCGGAAACCAAGGUGGAUGGCUUUCAGGUUUGUCUGAUCAAGACAAAUUCAAAUUUCCGUUGAGCAAAAAACUUUAUUCUCAAACAUCCCUCUUUUCAUUCAUUCAAACCAGAACAUUCAUUCGGUGUCUGAACUUUGAAAGUUCAUGUUUUUUAUUUUUGUUAGUUGUUUGAAAAAAAAUGGAUGGAGAAGAUAAUAAGAAAGCGGGAAGAAUUGACCUCUCUGUUUUUUCUCAUUCAACAAAAAAGUGCACUUGUUGAUGACACAUACAACAUUUAUUUUCUUCUGAUUCAAAACAUUUUUUUUUCAAAAAUAUUUUUGCAAGACUCAAAAAACAAACAGCCAGCCUGAAAAUGUGUGGACUUUGGUUGUUUUUUGAUAGACAUAGCACAAUGAAACAAAUGUGCCAGACAGAAGGAUUUGUUUGGACGAUUUUCAGAAUGUGGGAAUUUAAUCUAAUCCGGAUUUUUGAAGAUAAAAAUUCACAAAAUCUGUUCCACUAUUUUGUGAAAAGAACAUUACAAUGAACUUGAGCACACAAUUUGUGACUCAUGACAAAAAUUCCAAAUAUUUUCAUGAAACAUUCCAAACGAAUAUUUCAGAUCAUUGGUUUAUGAUCAGCCAAAACCGGAAAAUGAUAACAAAGAAUUUUCCAGAACUAUUUUUUGAGAGAGAAAAAUUGAAAUAUGAUCUUCUGUUAGAAAAUUGGCCUAGAGAAACUAAACUGUGAUGUUUAAAAAUCACUUGAGCAUAAUUUAUUAAUAGUGGGAACCAAACUUCAAGUUCACUUGAAACAAAAAUCUUUGGGAUACUUGGAAUCUUCUAAAAACUCUUGAUUCUCUUUGAUAUUCCUGAAAAACAAACCCCCCAUUUUAAAUUUAGACAUUUUUAUAUAUUUCCCAAGCUCCUUAAUACUGGCAUCAAAUAUCAGGGGAUCUAAACGAUCUCAUAAAGUCUAUCAUAUAUUUUAUAAUCCACCAAAACUAUAUAUAAAAUCCCCCUUAAUCAUUCCGAAGAAAAUUUAUGUUUUAUCCUUAAUUCAAAAAAUAUCUAAUCCAUCAUCCUCUCAAAAUCUUGUUCUGACUCGAUCCCGAUGAUUUCCAUUAUCUUAAAUUAAAAAAAAAAGAUAUCAUCAACUUCCCCUAUGAUGUUUGCUUCAAAACUCUAUUUUGCAAAGAAAAGUAUAUACGUCAAACCUCAUUAAUCAUAAAGAAAAAAGAGUUCUUGGAAACUUCCGGGUAUUCGAGUAAAUAUAUCACAUCUGCAUAUAAUUUGCAGCGGCAUAGCUAUGUUUAGAUGAGCAUCGCGUCUAGACAUACAAAUUUUUGUUAUUGUUGGGUCAAACAACGUUGAAUAAAUACACUCACAACAAAACAUGUGGUUUCCGAAAAUAUCAUAUAUUUUUCAGAGAACAAGAACUACGUCGAGCAGCACAAUCUCGUGUUUUAGGACAAGAACAUCCUUGGUUACAUGCUGACGCGUUUGAAGAGCGAAAUAGAACAAAAAACGAAAUUGAAAUAAAUAAAUUCUGA
Messenger RNA from Caenorhabditis angaria, 6435 nucleotides. The record is from the annotation of a GenBank genome assembly. NCBI's taxonomy places the organism in Eukaryota, Metazoa, Nematoda, Chromadorea, Rhabditida, Rhabditidae.